Molecule: messenger RNA, 906 nt
Organism: Sesamum indicum (sesame)
Lineage: Eukaryota; Viridiplantae; Streptophyta; Magnoliopsida; Lamiales; Pedaliaceae
Source: RefSeq, a predicted model, not a curated record
CUUUUAAUUGACUCGGACGAUCAAUUGAUACUUCAUCAAGACAACCAAAUAAUCUCAAUGGCAGCCUCUUCGUCGUCGCCAACGACGUCGUCGUCGUCCUCCGACGCAUCUCGCCAUCGCCGUCGCCGCCACCAUCGCCGCCACAGAACCGAUAGAGACUCUCUCAGAGUCAGCAAAAAGAGUCGCUCCCACACCAAACGUCGUCGUAGGCGUCAUUCAUCCUCUUCCUCUGAAGGCUACACCACCUCCUCCGACGAAGAUUACAGUUCUUCUGACAGUGAACAUGAAGUAACCCAUCAUCCAAAGAGGCAUAAACGGAGUGAUAAAUCGAAGAAGACCAAAGAUAAAGACAAAGGGAAAAGUCAUAGUCAUAGACGUCAUAAACAAAAAGCUAAAGAGAAGCAGCAGGAGGAGAAUAGUGGUCCUGUGCAGCUUUCUAAGUUUUUGGGAAGGGACAAAGAUGAUAGUGUUCGUCGCAGUGCCGUCUCUGGUAAAAAGAUAUUGUUGAAGCUGGAGAAAACGAAGGAGGACAAGUUAGCAGAGAACAAUCGGAACGAACUGCUGAAGUUCUUGAAUGCUAGUUAUGAUUGAUGUUAUCGAAACAGCAAUCACAUAAUUAUUAUCAUCGAAAAGGCAACAACCAGCGUUUGUCAUUCUAUGCAAUAUUCAAGUUUCUUAGCCAGAAAAUGUGACUUUUAUAGUGUUUGCUGGUUGUGAGAAGUGAUCUUCUUGGCCUUUGGGCAAAUAUUCAGGUAUGCUAGUUUAGGAUGUAAUUUUUGUGAUAUCCUGGCCCAGGGAAGUUCGAAAAGGGAACAUAUUACGUACUGGUAAUUGGUAUUGGUGUGGCUGUGAUUGCUGAGUUUUGUUUGUUAGAAACAAGAAGCAUGUUACAAGUGGUUCAAUGCA